CCAACUCUCAAAUCACCGAGUCAGUGAAAUGUGAACUGAACUGAAGCUCGAAACGCAAAGCAGGCGAAGAUGGCAGUGGAGAUUGACGACAAAGACUUGAAAGCCGCCGGCGCUGAACUCUUCGCUGAUGGCGGCAAUCGCGGUGUUCGCAUCCAUGGAUGGCUGAUCGAGUCUCGCACACACUCCAUUCUCAACUCCGCAGCUAUCCAAGAGUGGGAACAUAAACUUGAUACUAAUCAUUUACCGGAAAUGGUUUUUGGGGAGAACACUUUGAUUCUGAAGCACUUGAGCAGUGGCACCAAAAUUCAUUUCAAUGCGUUUGAUGCUCUUUGUGGUUGGAAGCAGGAAGCCUUGCCACCAGUUGAAGUUCCUGCAGCGGCUAAAUGGAAGUUUAGAAGCAAGCCUUCUCAGCAAGUAAUACUAGAUUAUGACUAUACUUUUACAACACCUUAUUGUGGAAGUUGCACAGUUGAGAAUGAUAAAGAUAUGCUACAUAGUGAUAGAAGAUAUUCAAUUUUUGUAUGGCAGAAUGCAAAAGAAACUUCUGAGGAAACAAGCAAUAUCCUUUGGCAAGACUGCAAGGAACAAAUUGAUUUGGUUGCAUUGGCAUCCAAAGAGCCUAUAUUGUUUUAUGAUGAGGUAGUCCUAUAUGAGGAUGAACUUGCUGACAAUGGAGUAUCACUUCUUACUGUAAAAGUGAGAGUAAUGCCAAGUUCUUGGUUUCUUCUCCUGCGAUUCUGGCUUAGAGUUGAUGGAGUGCUCAUUCGACUGAGGGAAACUCGCAUGCAUUGUGUAUUUGGUGGAAGCACAAAUCCCAUUAUACUUCGGGAGACUUGCUGGAGAGAAUCUACAUUUGAAGCUUUGUCUGCUGGCUCUUAUUUCUCCUGCAGUUGCUUUGUCUUAGCUGUCAUCUACAAGAAUGGUUGUAAUUUGAUGUUUAACGCCUCUCUAAUUGAUUGGUUCAUGCAGAAAGGAUACCCUUUUGAUGCCGCUACAUAUAAUGAUCCAAGCAUAAUCAGCCAGAGGCUCCCCAUCAUCAUGCAUAGGGCUCAAAAGCUUGUUAUUUCCUCUUAAGUUAUAUGGCUGUAAAUUCCCUAUAAUGUAAAAGGGGUUAUAAUCAAUUCUUGUUCAUAUUUUUAUUCAAACUUCUGGCAUGGCUAUUGAAACUAUUACUUGCGUCAUGAGGUAAUAUCAAGUCAAGAUGCGUACUUAUCAUGCUUUGUGCUUA
Molecule: messenger RNA, 1228 nt
Organism: Arachis ipaensis
Lineage: Eukaryota; Viridiplantae; Streptophyta; Magnoliopsida; Fabales; Fabaceae
Source: RefSeq, a predicted model, not a curated record